Molecule: messenger RNA, 5489 nt
Organism: Halichondria panicea
Lineage: Eukaryota; Metazoa; Porifera; Demospongiae; Suberitida; Halichondriidae
Exons: 1
Coding region: 10-804 (264 amino acids)
Source: RefSeq, a predicted model, not a curated record
AGGAGAGCGAUGGAUUUCGCAAAAGAGAAGGGAGCAUCAACAUGGCUCACUGCCAUACCAUUGGUGGAACACGGUUUUGCACUCCACAAGGGCGCUUUUCAAGAUGCCCUAGCCCUCAGAUAUGGCUGGACUCCAGCAGACAUGCCCCUAAAAUGUGAAUGUGGAAAAAAGUUAUCAGUGGAACAUGCCAUGUCCUGUGCUAGGGGAGGAUUCCCCUCAAUCAGGCACAACGAGAUCAGGGACCUAACAGCCACCCUCCUAACAGAAGUGUGCAAUAAUGUUUGUACAGAGCCGGAAUUACAACCUGUGUCACAGGAAGCUCUGAGAGGUGCCUCAGCCAACCGCCAGGAUGGAGCUUGGCUAGAUAUAGCAGCCAACGGUUUUUGGGGAGGAACAUUUCAAAGAACUUACUUUGACGUUAGAGUAUUUAACCCCCUGGCCCCGUCCAACAGACAUACCCAACUCUCCUCCGCAUACAGAAAGCAUGAAAGGAUCAAAAAGCAGGCCUAUGAACAAAGAAUAAGAGAGAUCGAACAUGCCACCUUUACACCACUUGUACUUUCUGCCACAGGGGGGCUAGAUAAUGAGGCCAACACAUUUUACAAAAGACUGGCAUCACUUCUGGCAACCAAAUGGAACAAUCCCUACAGUAGUACUAUGUGCUGGCUAAAAUGCCGACUAUCUUUCUCUCUCCUCCGAUCAUCAAUCAUGUCCAUUAGAGGAGCAAGGUCCUCAUGUGGGCACGCAACGUUAACCCCUACAGCCGUGGACCUGGUUAACUCUGAAUGUAACAUUACAUUAUGAACUAUUUUCACUUACUCUUUUUUUCACUUACUUUGAACCUUCUAUCAUUGCGCAUGCAUAAAAAAAAAUAUGUAUAUAUAUAUAUAUAGGGUUUUGCAUAAUAUUAUAUAAUCUUUAAAAUUGAGGGUGUAGAGCGUUCCUUAUAUGGAUUUAGUGCUGAUCACAUGAUCUCCAGCCAAUCAGCUUAUCUGAAAGUAGUUAGGUGACCAUGGAUUAAAUAACUUAAUCCACACUUAAGUGUGCUUUAAGUUAAGUGUGGAUUAAGUUGGUUUGUUAAUGCACACUUUUAUCAAACAAUCAUAAUACAAGCAGAUUGAAUCUGAAUGUCAUCAUAAUUAUAAUAAUAAUACAAGCAGAUUGAAUACGUACACAAGCAAAGUAUUAGAAAGUUGAAUGUUAUUGUUUCGACUUGUUUCAUGUGUACCGAAUUGCUGACUUGACCACGUACCAUAGCAUCAUCACUUUUUCGUCUGGAGAAAUAGGCUCAGCUUGCUUCGAAGAUGUACGUACGUACCUGUACCUAAGCCAGAUCCAUAUAAUCGUUUCAUCAAAGGUGCUUCGAAUAUCAUAGUGUUCCAAAAGAGCAAACCAGAUACUCAUUGCCAUAUAGUUUGCGCACAAAGUUUCCCAUCCAGUAAGCCAGAUCAAUUAACUGGAGGCAUAUCCAGUGUGAAAUCGGGACUGUUGGUCAGCAGGAGAAAUAAAUCGAGAACAUGCCCAGUCAGUCCAGAUAGCUUUAGAUCGUAUCUCCUUCUCCUUUGCAUCAGUUACUGGAUCUACAAACCUACUAAAACUUGCUAUUACGUCUAGCUAGCUAGCUAGCCACCAGUAACUGAUUUAAAAUGUAGCUAGAUCUAGCUGCCACGAGGCUAGAGCUCACGUGACAGCACUAAAUCCUUUAGAACACACCUAGCCAAGUCACGUGUUUUAAUGCUGGUGCACUCGGAUGGCCUCUCGGUUACGUAAUGCACUCGGCUGCGCCUCGAGCACCACGUUAACCUCGAGGCCAUCCUCGGCACGCAGAUUAAAACACUUAAUCUUUGCUAGGUGUGUUCUAAAUAAUACUUAGAUCCCACUUGAGUGUUUUUGCUUAUUGUUGCUAUGUGCUCUAUUUCUAAUAGAGCACUUGCAAUGUGCUCUAUUAAAUGCCUCAGGCUAUGUACGUUAUAUUGUCUUUUACAAAGAGAUGCACAUGUAAUAACAUGACUGUAGCUAGAUGCACAAUAACAUAAGUAUAUAUACAGUUUGUAGAAUGGAAGAGGAAAGCUCUACUUUUGGCUUUGUUCAAGAAUAGUAGGAGCCGCUUAUUUCUUGGGCAGUGUGCUGUGCUUGUUUAUUGUUUACUGCAAGGCUGCAUGGGGAGGAUUCUAGCUUUGGCUUCUUCCUUUUGCUUUGUUCGAGAGUAAUAUAGGAGCCGCUCGUUUUGCUGCAAAUUCUAGCUUGUUUGAGGAGCCCCCCUUUCUUGGGCAUGCAGUGUAUUUACUGCAAGGCUGCAUUGGGGGAGGAGCUGGAUGUAGGGAAAUGCUGGGAUUCUAGCUUUGGCUUCUUCUUUCGCUUUGUUCCAGAGUAGUAUAGGAGAUGCUCAUUUGCUGGGCUUGUUUGCUGCAAAUUCUAGCUUGAGUUUCUUCCUUUCGCUUUGUUCGAGAGUAGUACGAGUCUAUGGCAUGCAUACCAAAAGUAUGCUAGGCUUGUUUGCUGCAAAAGCGGGGAGGAGCUGCCGUUUUGUGGGUGGAGCUAGGACUAUAAUUUUUUCCAUUUAAACUGUGAAUUGACUUGAAUAGACACAGAUUUAGUAGAGCAACUUUUCAGAUAUUAAUAUUCAAAAGAAAUGAUGCAGUUGCUAGGUUGACUGUUGCUAAGCUAGUGCAUUUCUAGUAGCCAAUAGGUUUUGGGAUCUAGAUAAUGUGCAUUCGAUAUCUAUGUGGUUAUAGUGUCCCUCAUCCCUCGAGCUUUGGGACACUAUAACACAUAGAUACCUCAUGCAUUAUCCAUAUCUAAUGUUUACACACUGUGGUCUCAUAUACACACAUUGUGGUGAAAUGCCAAGCCUAAAGCAAAAUUCAGAAGCAAAAUGGCGUUUUUUGUUCACGAAAGUACUAUAUAAGAUGGAGAUAGUGCACCAGACAGAGCUGCUUUGGAGUGUCUUAUUGUUGCUGAGCAUCUCCAUCAACUAUUACAAUAGAAUAGUGCCAUGCAUGCUGACUAGAUCUACAACUUUAUUGACCACAGAUAUAACCAUAUAAGGAACGCUCGACGCUUUUUUAUGGAUAUUGCAAAGAUUCUGCAAAACCCUGUAUACGGAUUACCCCCUUUUCGUGGUAAUGUACGUGCAUGCGCAUACCGUAUAACGGGUAAUUUUUGGGGGACAAAAUAUUCGUGGUGGUUCAGCAAUAUUGAACAUUUCGUGGGUAAUAUUUUCGUGGUUGGAGCUUGCACUGCAGGUAAGGUAAGCAAGGUCGCUUCAUUCGUGGGUAAAAUAUUUGUGGUCAGACCUUCAACCACGAAAACCACGAAUAUUUUACCCCACGAAAAUUACCCUCUACAUGUGGUACAAUGUAUACCAAGCCGCCUUUCUCUUUGCUGCCUGGAGUCGAGGCUACUAUCACCUAUACAAUAAAUCGGCCUGGAUUCGAGGCAAGGCCAUAUCAAGUUAAUGUUUCACGGAUUUCAGAAUUCCCAAAAAUAUAGUUGUCAAGGUCAGAGGUCAGAUUGACCACGUGAUCUAGCACUAUAAUGUAGUGAUGCUUUGAAGUAACUUUUUGUUGUGUUUUGUGAUUACUGAAAAAUGUGUUUGCCUGCUGCCACCUGUUCUAUACUGGGAUCUGCGAAACAUCAAUUUGGUGCAGCCUUACAGCUGGAAUAGACACCGUAUUCCUCGUGCGGCUACACCUUAUUAAUUAUGUACUGCUAGAGCACUAAAGUGCUAAACCUUAAAUAGAUCCAGAGGAGUGUUCAGUUACCUUACUGUUACUAUUAUAAAUUAUGAAUCUCAUUAAAAAAAUGUUUUUUUUCUUUUUUUCAAACGUACUUUUGUAUAAUGUAAUGUACUUUUGAGAGUAUGCUAAGCAAGCUAGCCCUUUUUUCAUCUGUAUCUGUCUCCAAACUUUCCAUUCAACCUUAAAACUCAUACUUUUACGAGAUAUAAUUAUCCCUCGGUGCGCAUGCACAAGCGAGGUAUACGGUAGUGUGUGUGUCUGUCUGUCUGUCAGUCUGUGUGUGUAGACUGCUACAGCUGCACAAGGAUCAAUGAAGUGUAAGUAAGAGUUUCUAUAGGCUUCUAGUCAUGUUUUCUUGGAUUUUAAUUCGUGGAUUUGUAAAAUAAUGCUUCGUUCUCGAGUUAUGCCUAGUUUUGCUUACUUGGAAUGCCAUUGCAGCCUUUUCAGAAGAGCACGUAGCCAACUUGUUUACCGAGUAUUGCUACUUUACUUAGUAGUUAGCUCUGCUGACUUGCAGCCAUUAAUUUUAGACUUGAACUUUUGGCAUCGAUCGUUUUUAACAGCAAUCAUCGUCGAUCAUUACCCACUCUUUGAGUUUCCCUGGUUUGUGCAUGCAGUAAAAUCAUAGAUGUGGUAAAAUAAAAUAUGUUCAUCAUGAUAAUUAUAAUUAAUAUGUGUAUAAAAGCUAGCUUAGUAGCUUUAUGUUAUGUAGCUUUGGCACCUCCACCGAGGCAUCAGCACCUGCGGUGCUUUUUAUUGUGGUAAUGAAUUUGCAAAUCCGCCCAAAUUAGUACCCUAAAAACAGAAAAAUCUGAAAACGCUAAAAUUAAUUACUACCCGUCUAUAAUAGUAACAUUAAGGUACCGUAUAGCGGAUAAUUUUCGUGGGGUAAAAUUUUUGUAUGCAAGCUGACCUCCACAAAAUUUUCCCCCACGAAAACGUAGGCAUGGCUUACUGGAACACAUGCAAUGUAGUGCAGGCACCGAAAAAAUCACCGUUUUCGAGUUGAACGAAAUUUUUACCCACGAAAAUUACCUGCUAUACGAUAAUUUAAAUAGAGACCGGUAAAGGAUCGCUUCAGCUGCAAAUAAUUAUGUAGAUCUACCUCGAAUAAAGGUCGCGCGUAGAGCUAGCCAACUUGUUUCUUAGCUUACUCAUUUACAUUAUAAACUAUUAUUUAUAUUAUAAACUCCCUCUGUCUCCCUCUUCCUCCUAGCUCCUAUUUCUUCCCCACCCCCACUAGAAGAAACUAUGUUAUAACGCAGUCAUUAUAGAAGAUGGAAACAGUAGUCUUCAAGGAUAGAGGCAUAUAUAUGUAGAAGUUUAAGUAAGGGAUUUCCUGUCAAGAAUAAUUAUAAAUGGGGUGGAUCUGCAAUGAGGUCAGAGUUCACAAGGAUCGAUAUGCAUGCUGCUUUUGCAGAUUUUUUCAGACUCGUAGCUAACAAACAGAGGCUAACUCGAAUAGAAAAUAUAUGCGAACAAAUGCUGCUAUGAAAGAUUCUGAAGAGACCUUCACUGUGGAGUAAAACUAGCCAUAACUCGAGAAAGAAGUUUUAGUUUGCAAAUCCACGAAUAAAAAUCCAAGAGAACGUGGCUAGAGGCCUAUAGAAUAUGUUAGUUUUCGUCGCAUUGCAACCAUUGAACAAGUUACAACUGGAAUACACACACACAGUCAGCUUUACCGUAUCCCUCGUGUGGCUACGCCUUGAGGCAGAAAAAUAUUGGAGUGAGAAAUUGACUAUGUUCCCC